Molecule: messenger RNA, 948 nt
Organism: Striga asiatica
Lineage: Eukaryota; Viridiplantae; Streptophyta; Magnoliopsida; Lamiales; Orobanchaceae
Source: the annotation of a GenBank genome assembly
AUGAACACCAUCUCCAUGCCCCACGUCAUCUUGGAACCUAAUCGCGGCCCACCCGUUCCUCGGCACGAUUAUCGUGUUCCUCUGCUGCGGGUCCAUGAGAUUAUAGUUACUCGGGUCCCGCGCCGCGUCGAAGUUCCCCAACCCCCACCCGACCGCGAAGAACGUGAACCCGUGGAGGUGCAUCGGGUGGUCGAUCCCCGAGACGAGGCUCGUGCCCUGAAACACCAUCUCGAUGUUCGUCCCGUACCUCACGAGCCUUGCCUCCGUUCCCCUCCACGGCACCAAGAGCUCAACCGGCUGCACGUCCGCCGUGUAGUUGAACUCGAGUGGUGGGGCCCGCGGGAAACCCGACCCAAACACCCCGGGCACUCGGUAGAAGUACGCCUCGAGCACGUCGACCCGCGGUGCCACGAAGCUGAUGUUGUUCAUGCUCGCCGCCAGGCGGGUCCCAUUGGGCCCUGCGCAGCCGGCUGCGGGCCCGUCGGGCCCACAGGGCCGCGUGUUGACCGAGACGGUCGAGAGGAUCCGCUCGCUGAUUUCGAGCGGGACCGCGCACGGGUGGUCUUUCGAGUUGAGGCUUCGGAUGCUAAACGAGAAGUUUUGGGCGGCGGUCGUGUCGUUGAAAUCGGGAAGAGUUGGGAGGCGGCGGGGCCCGUUGGUGGCGGCGCCGGAGUAGCGGACGAGGCCGACUGUGGUGGAAUUGUCGAAAUUGACCCCGAAACCGGUGACGUAGGGUCGGGCAGCCAUGUAAUAGCUGCCCGGGGUUUGGUCGGUGAGGAGGAGGCAGUCGAGGGUCUGCCCAGGACUGAUGGCGACGUGGGCCCGGGUCAGGGGCUUGGAGUAGCUGCCGUCGGUGCCGACCACGGUGAGGUUGUGGCCGGCGAUGCCGUAGAACAUGAUCUCGUUCAUGCCGGCGUUGACCAGCCGGAGAAGGUAUGUCUUGUUUGA